This is a messenger RNA of Hemicordylus capensis (graceful crag lizard), 1639 nucleotides long. RefSeq names its product mast cell carboxypeptidase A-like. The coding region runs from base 1 to 1260 and encodes 419 amino acids. The transcript is spliced from 11 exons. Gene Ontology annotation, biological process: proteolysis. Gene Ontology annotation, molecular function: zinc ion binding; metallocarboxypeptidase activity. Lineage: Eukaryota; Metazoa; Chordata; Lepidosauria; Squamata; Cordylidae. The record is from RefSeq and is a predicted model, not a curated record.
AUGAGAUUUAUUAUUUUCACUUUAGGGCUCCUUGCAGUGCCUCAGGCUGUGUCUCUCACUCGUCGUUUUGACAGUGAGAAAGUGUUUCGUGUGAGACUUCAAAAUGACAACCAAGUGAACUUUCUUAAGGAGAUGUCCUCCACUAUACAGCUUGAUUUCUGGCUUCCUGAUUCACUUCAUAACAUAGUUGUCGGGACAUAUGUGGAUUUCCGAGUCGGUUCAGAACAGACAGGUUAUGUCCAGAUGAUGCUGGAACAGAAUGAAAUGCAUUACGUAAUUUUAGCCCAUAAUUUACAAGAAGAAAUUGAAAAACAGUUCAAUGGAAGGUCACAUUCCCAUAGGAAGCAUGAUUACACAAGAUACAAUGACUGGGAAAAGAUUGCUGCAUGGACUGAAAGAAUAGCUAAAAAUAAUCCCAAACUAAUUUCCCGGAUUGAGAUUGGAAAGACAUAUGAAGAGCGUCCCAUGUAUGUUCUUAAGGUUGGAAAGGAGAGUGGCAAAAAGAAGGCAAUUUUUAUUGAAUGCGGCGUUCAUGCACGAGAGUGGAUCUCACCAGCCUUCUGCCAAUGGUUUGUGAAGCAGGCCGUCAGAACAUAUGGAAAGGACAGUGUCAUGACAAAUCUAUUGGACAGUAUGAAUUUCUACAUUCUUCCGGUUUUCAACAUCGAUGGCUAUGUCUGGACAUGGACCAAUGAUCGCAUGUGGAGAAAAAACCGUUCCAACAAUUCUAAUAGUGACUGUCCUGGCACAGACUUGAACAGAAAUUUCAAAGCUUCCUGGGGCACCACAGGUAUCUCACACGAUCCUUGUGAUGAAAGAUUCUGUGGACCGUUGGCAGAAUCUGAACCAGAAACAAAGGCAGUUACAAGCUUCAUUCGAGACCAUCUUUCUGCCAUCAAAGGAUAUAUAAGUGUCCAUUCCUACUCUCAGAUGCUGCUGUAUCCUUAUGGUUAUACACGGAACAAAGCACCCAAUCAUGAAGUACUGGAUAAAGUGGCUAAAGGAGCAGUGGAUGCUUUAUCUGGUCUCUAUGGUACACAUUAUGUGUAUGGAUCAAUCGCCUCUACAAUUUACCCUUGUUCCGGCUCCACCAUCGACUGGGCUUAUGAUGAGGGAGUUAAGUAUUCAUUUGCCUUUGAACUUCGUGACACUGGUAGACAUGGCUUUAUGCUCCCUGAAUCAAAGAUAAGACCAACUUGUAAGGAGACGAUGCUGGCAGUCAAGCACAUCGCCAGUCACAUCCUCACCUCAGUCCCAUGAAGUGCCUGGACUGCAGUUCACCAAAUAUUUAGUGUGCUGCCAUCAAUCCACUUUCCAAAGUUUGCAUGACAGUAAAUCAUCCACAGUCUCGAUAUUCACAGCAGGCUCAGCAUAAGUGUUUGGCCGAACUGCAACAUGAAUUAAGCCUUCCUAUCUUGUAUUUCUUACACAAUUCAGUAGAAAGAUUGUGUGAAUUAGAUCCAAAUUGGUGCAAAGGGGGAAACACACAUCUACUGUACUAAACGAAGCUUUGCACCCUAUUUGAAUCCACCAAACUGGUUAGCAGAAAUAAGUACUAAUCAAAGCAUCUUAUGUAGUUCCUGCUUUUUCUACCUAAUCCUUGAUAGCAUUUUUUAAAAGACUAUACAACCGAAUUGCU